Molecule: messenger RNA, 228 nt
Organism: Gongylonema pulchrum
Lineage: Eukaryota; Metazoa; Nematoda; Chromadorea; Rhabditida; Gongylonematidae
Source: the annotation of a GenBank genome assembly
AUGACUGCAAGCAGUUGCGAGUGCAGGUCCGAACAGGGGAAUAAUACGACCGAUGAGUUUUUACCAGCAGAGGAAACGGAGUGGAAAACAUUUAUUGGAAGUGAUGGCUCGGAAUACUUAAUUAUGCUAUUCAAGGAUCAGCAGAACAGUGAUGAACAAUCAAACGACGUUUCAUUGAUCGAUGAUGGAAAUGCUAGUGACGAAGAGGUAUACUCUUACGAGUCCUAG